Messenger RNA from Hevea brasiliensis (rubber tree), 1398 nucleotides. RefSeq names its product BTB/POZ and TAZ domain-containing protein 1. NCBI's taxonomy places the organism in Eukaryota, Viridiplantae, Streptophyta, Magnoliopsida, Malpighiales, Euphorbiaceae. Gene Ontology annotation, molecular function: protein binding. The record is from RefSeq and is a predicted model, not a curated record. Gene Ontology annotation, cellular component: nucleus.
GACAACCAGCUCCAUUGUUAUUGCAAUAUGGCACAAAAGAUUCCACUGACUCCGUUUUCUCAUCCACCUAUGGAGGAAGCUCAUAACGAAACCAUCGCCACCACCAACUUCUCCGGCGAUCUGUACGCUCAUUAUCAAAUCGCCAAUCAAAAUUCUCGUGAAUUACCAAAACCCGACGUUCAAAUUAUCACAUCCGGCGGAAUACGCAUUCCGGCUCACAGUAGUGUCCUGGCCUCCGUAUCAUCAGUACUGGAGAAUAUCAUUGAGAGGCCACGCAAACAUAGCAGCUCCGAGAGAAUUAUUCCUAUCCUUGGCGUUCCUUGCGACGCCGUUGCGGCGUUCGUUGGGUUCAUAUAUUCCUUCAGGUGCGGUGAGGAGGAGCUGGAGAAGUAUGGGAUCCAUCUACUGGCAUUAUCCCACGUUUACCUGGUCCCCAAUCUGAAGCAGAGAUGCGCCAAGGCUGUGGGUGAACUAUUGACUAUUGAGAAUGUGGUGGACGUGCUUCAAUUGGCAAGGCUCUGCGAUGCGCCUGAUCUUUACCUCAAAUGCAUGAAGUUUGUCUCUGGCCAUUUCAAGGCUGUAGAAAAGACUGAAGGCUGGAAGUUCAUGCAAAAUCAUGACCCAUGGCUGGAGCUCGAGAUUCUCCAAUUCAUCGAUGAAGCUGAAUCGAGGAAAAAGAGAACAAGGCGGCAUAGGGAGGAGCAGAGCUUGUACAUGGAGCUGAGUGUAGCAAUGGACUGCUUAGAGCACAUAUGCACCGAAGGGUGCAUGAGCGUCGGGCCGUAUGACAUGCAGCCCACCAAGAAAAGAGGCCCGUGCAGCAAGUUCUCCACGUGUCAAGGUAUCCAGCUUUUGAUCAAGCACUUCGCCGCCUGUAGGAAUCGGGUUAAUGGAGGGUGCUUCCGUUGUAAGCGGAUGUGGCAGCUACUAAGGCUUCACUCUUCCAUGUGUGACCAGCUCGAGUCUUGCAAAGUUCCUCUCUGCAGGCAAUUCAAAUUAAAAAUGCAACAAGAGAAAAAGGGAGAUGAUGCACCAUGGAGGUUAUUGGUAAAGAAGGUAGUGUCAGCCAGAGUUAUGUCUUCUCUCAAACUGCUCAAGCGGAAGAGAAGAGCAACUGAGGGAGACAAUACAGGACCAUGGGAUUAGGACCUUCAGAUUAUAAUUCAACAAGAAGCGGCAUGGUGCAGCGAGAUUCAUUAUAAUAUGUGUUCUUUUUGUGGAUAUAGCAUUUGGGUUAGUCCUUUGCACUCCGUUUGGUUUUAUUCAGAGUCUGUGAAGAAGUAGAAGAAAGUGUCUAUUAGAUAAUGAAGUUGAGUGAAGUAUUCUGUAUAUAAAGGAAAAGGUAGUAAUACAAUUUUCUUUUUAAAUGCAAAGUAGCUGAUCAUAAUUUGCCCUUCA